This is a messenger RNA of Carassius carassius (crucian carp), 9333 nucleotides long. RefSeq names its product transcription factor 20 (gene tcf20). The record is from RefSeq and is a predicted model, not a curated record. Gene Ontology annotation, cellular component: nucleus. NCBI's taxonomy places the organism in Eukaryota, Metazoa, Chordata, Actinopteri, Cypriniformes, Cyprinidae. Gene Ontology annotation, biological process: regulation of transcription by RNA polymerase II. The transcript is spliced from 6 exons. Bases 1304 to 8422 code for a protein of 2372 amino acids.
ACUAGUCCAAGCACGCUUGAUGAACACUGCAUAACUGUGUUAUUCGCCCACAUGCAUCUUAAUGCUCUCUUCCAGAUCAGACCCAUCCACUCCUGUCAACAAGUGAGAGCGCGCGCUUCCCGCUCGAUCGCGCGCGUCGCGUCUGACGCGUGUGCGUGAUGGAUGCGGUGCGCGCGUGAGGGGGGCGGGAGCGCGUGGAACGCUCGAGCUCCUCUCGUUCGUUUUCUGACGCGAGAAAGACAAAAGAAAAAAAGGAAAAAAAUCCAGCAGAAGAGAAACGAGCUCGUGCUCGCGGAAUAUCAAGGCCCGCUCGGUUCCGUGAGGCGGCUGUGAGCCGCGGGUCGGUGCAGGCGGAGCGGGGGACUCGAGCCCGGGGAGAUCGGACGGGCCUGUCCGAACAUCUUCCUGUUUCCAGAGAAAGAAAGACACUAUCAUAUUGAGAGGAUUAAAAGAGCUACUGGAAGGCAUGUCACUGACCAUGGAAAACAUGAUGCUAGGACAAGCUACGCUGAAAAAUACCUUACUGUAAUGGGCAAGGACUGGAUGAUCAAAGAAAACAACAAAUUUGCUGGACUGAAUAACUAACAUGGGAAAUGACAAAUGUUUGGAUACAGCUGGAAAAUAUUUGUUGGCGAAGAUCUUAAUGAAACAUGGCUUGAGCAUGUGCCGAAAAUCCCUGUUAGACAGGAAAUAUGAUAAAAAGUCAUGAUUUUGAAGGAUUGAUCUUUCUCAAGCCAUUUCAGUGUCAGUGAAUACAUGUGCCAACUAGAGAAAGUUUUUUUUUUGUCUUUUGCAAACCUGUUACUGAACUAUUAUAAUUGUACUGCAUGGCUGCUAUCCACAUCCGUUCGCACAUUUACCAAAUGGCAAGAUGUUUCACACUACAGUAUCAAGAUAUUGACAUUCUCUUAAUGAAACUUACUUGAGUUGCUUUUUUGGAGUAUUUUUUACCUCUUGGCUAAAAGACAUUUUGUGAUAACACUAAACCUUCAAUCAUUAUCUUUUUUCCAGAGAUCUUUUGAUCUAGUGCCAAACCACGUAGUAGCAUUUGUGACACCAUUUCUGUGAAUGAAUGUGUAGCUGCUGCAUUUCCCAUCUUCACACUGUUUUUACUUUUUAACUUGAGCAGCAAAUUGAAUCCCCUUGCUUUCUAAAUCUCAGUUACGACAUUGGUUGGGGCCUUCUACAUUUAUGUUACAGAUGUGUUUUUAGAUUUCUAAUACUAAGCAUUCCAGUUUGCCAUUUGGGUCCUCUUCAAAGAAAGGUUGCUUAAAACAGCUUUUGAAAAACUGUAAACACAAAAAUGCAGAAUUUUCCCAACAGUCCAGUCCCUCUUCAUCUGGGAUUUAGCCGAGCAGGAAGUGUUGUUGGUUCGCCGUAUCAAGCCCACCCUUCAGACCUUCAGAUAUCUCCCAGAAACUCAGAGGACUAUGCGACCAGGCAGCAAGCUCAACCUAACCUGCAGAGCCAUGGUCAGCACCUGCACCCGCGGAGCCAACAGCAUCUUCUACACGCUCCCCCUGUACACGGCUAUGGAUCCAGAAGAGCAGCUGGAGAGCUGACACAGGGAAACACUCACAGUGGAGGAGGGAACUCUUACCGUAAGGACAGUGUGGAUUAUUAUUUUUCAGUGAGUGGACGAGAAAGAAGCAGAAGAGGCGGAGCUGCAUAUGGUGCAGGAUUUAGAUACUCAAACGUGGAUGGACAUGCACCUAAUCAGUACCACUUAUCUGGUUCAGGGUCAUCUUCUGGAAUGAUUUCUCCCUACUCUAUGGAUUACGGCUCCAGCUGUGUCUCUGCAGUUGGGAGUAGUAAUAGCAGUGGCCCUGGUUCCUUUUCUCCUUCCCAGCAAUACAGUCUGGCUCAUACUGCUUCAGUACAAUCAGGUGCUCAGAUGCAUCAACGGCAGCACGGUCAGAAAUAUCCAUCACAUCAAGGAUUGCACCAAGGUCAGCAUCACCGGACCCUGCAUUACACGCUUUCUGGAAACAGAAUACCCCCUCAGUUUGGACACUAUGCCCCACUUAAUGCGACUUCAGGCUCUACUGGAAUAUAUAACUCUCCACCGCAAAGAUACGACGUAAGCAGCAGCAGCACGGAUGCCAAAAUGAAUAACUCUCCCACUCAGUCUAAUCCAAAUACUCAUACAAGUUCAUCUGCUUCAAACAGCUAUGAGAAUAUGGGACAAAGCUACACAUCAUCAGCAUAUUCACCGCAAUCUCAGCCCCUUCACAAGCAUGCCCCCCAUUCCCAGCGUCCCUCUCAGCUCAGCACUGGAGCAGUUUAUGACCCCUCCCUCAAAAUGCAGCACCAAGGACAUUUGCACACCAAACAGCCCCAUUCCUCUGUGUCCUCCAGCCCUGCUCUGCCUUCACAUCCCUCUCAAGACCUUGCCAAAUCACCUAUGCAUUCCCAAAGUCAGCAGGCUCACAUUCAUCAAAACUUCAGUCCCAUAUCUAAUCCCUCUCCUGCUCCAUCUGGUGUACAGUCUCCAAGCUGCAGCUCCUCUUCGUCUCCACUAAUGGGGAGUUCUGAAGGAAACAGUGCCAAUACUUAUCUGCAGCCAUCAUCACACCCCUCUGUUCCAAAUGCUCACAGCAGCCAAAGCCAUGGACAUCUUCUGCAGGCCGUACCUCAGCUGAGCCCCACUCCCAAUUCAAAUAGCAGCAACAGUAGUUGUGGUAGCGGAAUAGGAACUAAAGCGGCUGUUUUGAACCACAGUGCAGGGAUCGGUCAUGUUGCCAUGGGUCAGAACCGAAUGGGAUUAGGUCUUCAGGGUGGUCCAGAGGAAGAUGGCUCCCUGUACCCUCAUGACAAACUCUCGCAGGAUCCUGGUCUAAAUAGUCUCAAUGCUCUGACCUCUCAAGUGGAAAAUCUACCUAAUACAGUGCAGCACAUGCUUCUAACAGACACUGUGCUGCCCCUGAAGAAAAGCAGAGACAGUGCACAUCACCUUCAGAUGCAGCAAGGGUCUCAGUCUUUAUCAGGCAACCAAAACAAAUCUGGUAAUUCCAGUGCCAGCGGUCAGACCUUGGUGAAUGAAGAGAGUUCUGAGAUGCUGGAAACAAAAGGGCAUCAACAAGUAGAACACAAGAGAAUUAGGCAGGGAAAUGGAACAAGCAACGAAUCUGAGCUACAAAGCUACCCAUCAUCACAGAGUCGGAUGCCGUCAGAACCGAGUCAACAAGGAUUGGAUCUCCAGGUCAACACUGGAGUCAUUUCAACAGCUUCAAAACAACCAUCCACUAGAGAUUCUCAAUCAAAGACAAAAGAAACCCUGAUUGCCACCUCCUGUUCACCACCAUCAGUUCAUCCUUCUGCAGAACUCAGCCCAAAACAACCAGUAUACCCCCCUGCCUCUCCAUCUCCUAUUCACUCAGCACAGCCAAACUGCGUGGUAAAAAAAGACCUUUGUGAUAAUGAUGAAAGUGGAAUAAAGGGACAGAAGAUCAAAAUGAUAAAAGAUGAAGAAUGUGAGGUUGAAAAUGCAGGUCCUACCUGUGAUAGAGAGAAUUCAGAGAACAGACGGUCAGUCCCUCCCACAAAGGAUGAAACCGAGACCGAUGCACAGCAUUUUGAAAAACCCAGUAAAAAUGUGAAUUUAUCAGAGCAACAUAAUUUUGGGGGUAUUGGAGUUAUUGUCUCUGCUCGAUCUGAAGUGAAUACUGAAUCAGGCAAGCACACAGGAGCCAGAUCUCCACAUUAUGGUGUUUCACAUUUCUCAAAUAAACAUAGCAAUCCCGAGGACCAACGUAAUGUGAAUGUCUUAAGAGAGACUAGAAAUCACAAUGGAGAAGGGGAGAUGUGCAUGGAAACAUAUGUGUCACAAUAUUUUUCCCCUAAACAAGAAUUUGGCCAAAGCUCUCAACCUUCAAUUCGGUCUCACUUAGCGUCAUUUAAAUACAGUAAUCCCGAGGUACAUUAUAAUGCUGCAAAGAGCAAAGGGAAGUUAGGACUAGGGAGUAGUAUGGGCACAAACAGAUGCCAGAAUUAUCAGCUGCAGGCCAGCUAUGGGUCUAUAGGCAGGAAGGAGAUUGGUGUUUUUGCUAUGGAAGGGGGGAGGGCUAUCGUCUCAAGAAGUCAAGAUAGCAGUUCUCAGUUUCAGCAAUCAUUUCCAAGUCUUUUGCAAGAAGUCCUCCAGGGUCAUCACUUAGAUAGACGAUAUGGGCGUCCUGACCAAACGUCUAGUGUUCACCAACAACCUCAAGAUACAUACCAGCACCGUUAUCAAACUAGACUGCCUUACAGUAUGAUUGAAAAUUUGAGUUCACAUGCAAUGGGCUCCCAAACACUUAAGAGUGGACUUAAUAUCAAGUUCAAUCAACUGGCCUCUGGGAAACCACCAAAUUCAAGUCAAAAUCAGGGACCAGAUAAUGAUAUUGUUUUAGACCCUCCUCAUCCCUCUUGGGAUUCUGAAGCACAUAAGCCCAAUGUGACUCAUGGGAUCUCUUUAGAAAAAGGCAAAACCAGUCUGUCUCCCAACCAGUCCUCCCACCUGCAGCAGUCUUUAGAUCUCACAACAGGAGCCCCCUCAGAGCACAUUAACUUGGCUGACUAUUCUUUGCAGCACAAAAAAACACCCAGAUAUGAUACAUCUUCCUCUGCUGUGGAACAAUUGCUUUUACAGGAAGCUGAGCCAUUGGCAUGUGGUGUAGGUCCUAUCAGUUACACUCAAUCUCAGACAUCCUCAGGACGCUGCUCAGUAAUCUGUGAUGUGUCCCCUUCUCGACGAACAACACCAGAAAGAGAGAGAGGACACUCUGGGACCUCAGUCAUUCAGCAGCCAUUUUCUGCUUCUGGAUCAAAUGAACAAGAAUGUUGCAAGGAAGAAACAAAAGCAAAGAAAGCACAAAACUUGGAGGACUCAUCAAAGUCUGAAACUGCAGGUCAGAACACCAAUAGUUACUGCAGCACCCCACCCAGUAAGGAAUCUAAUAAGCUCCUUCAUCCCCCUGUAGAUGUUGCUUCCGAUAUAGAAAAGACCAGCAGUGCCAAAGGCAACAGAGAAGCCACUAGCAACCUGCCAUAUCUUUUGCAAAUUUCCUCAAAUCCCUUGUCCUCACCACCAAGACACCAGUCAUUCUCGCAGGCUGUUGAUGGUUUCAGAGCAUAUGGUUUCAGUGACACCAUGGAUGGACAAAAAAUUAUCUCCCAUCCUACACCUCAUAAUCCAUUCCAUACAGUAUCAGCGUUUUCUAAAACCACACCAUCUUCUAACAAGUCACAUAUGUUUCCACAGAGUUUACCUCCUCAUGAAAGACUUGACUGGACUCCUGACAGACAAAGGCUAAGAGGUAUGGACAGGCAUGUUCCUCAGAGACUUUCUGAAGAGAAGUGUAAAUCCCAAUCUUCAAUUGAUAUUCUGCCUAGUCGGCAUCACAUAUCUCCACAGCACUCUUAUCCCAGUUCACACUUUGACAUGAAAAUGUGGGAUACUUAUCCUGAAAGAGAAGGGGCUGGACAAUCCACUGUAGUCCCUUGUGAGCAUGUUGGUUCUCAACCAGUCACAAAUGCUGGCCCCAAACUGGGAGAAGAGAACAUUUUAGAUAAGAGUGCAGAAAUCACAGCCAAAUCUUUCCACUCAUUGGCUCCAGUUGAUGUGUUUAGCCCUGCUGGGCACACUGGUAAGACUACCCAAGGGAAUCAGCAGGGGCAGAGAGUAACAAAAACUGGAACGUCGGCUGAAACCAACCCUUUAAUCAUGAGAAGGAGAGUUAGAUCUUUUAUUUCUCCUAUUCCAGCUAAGAGACAGAAUCAGGAUGUUUCAGGUCAGCGACCAGGAUCAGCUUAUCACUCCCCACUAUCUCAAUCCCACUCUGAUUCGAGACUUGCAACCAACAAUUGCACUGGCAGUACUAAUUCUCAGCCAAAAUUGCCUUCUCCUAAAACACAGCAUUCUAUACACAGCACUAAUUCACCUCCUCAGUCCAAAGCAAAGUUUAUUUCCCCAAGAAAGGGUCAUGGUUUAAAACUUGAGGCAAUUGUGCGAAAAAUUACUCCCAGUGUAAAAAAAAAUGAAUUCAACAAUAGUCAAGUGGGAUCUGACUUUUCAGAAGUAUCUCAUUACGCCUCUGACAUAGCAGACCCUGAGGGUGGUACAUCUUUUUCUAGUGUUUCUCAAGGAGAGGAGACCUGCUUAUCUUACCUUGAUGAUUCUCCUACUUUAGAUGAUCUUAUGCCAUACAGAGUAGUUGAAGAUGCGUUCUCCUGUGAUUCUCAGACCCUCAAACCAGGUACAACAGCUUCUAGCACUAGUGCCCUCAGGAGUUUGCCAAAAGAUUUUGACUUUGUUUUAGGUGCUGCUGGAUCUUCAGGGUCAUUGGGUGAAAGUGAUAAGGAUGAUUUUACUUUGUUAGGACCCCUUCCACCAGCUCCGCCAUUACCUUGUCCUGUACAGGGAUCCCCUCCUCCAUCUUCUUCUGCAUUGUCUGACAUACAGCAGUUCACAAACACUUAUCAACAGCUGGAAACACGACGAGGUGAGCAGUCGGCUGCUAACUUACUGAGGCAGAAACUAGAAGAGACUGGCAUGGGCUUUGAUGAUUACCCAGGUGGGGAUUACUAUGGGACCACCACUGGCCACAGUCAGAGCCCUGGGCACCACCUUCUGUCCAGAGCUGCUCAGCACCAGAUGACUUCUCUCAGGUCAACCAGUUCAGAGCCUAAAACAUCAGAAAACACUGUCCCAAAAGGUUAUUUUCCAUCAGGUAAGAAAAAAGGUCGCCCAGUAGGAAGUGUGAAUAAGCAGAAACGUGCACAAGCACAAAUUCAUAAUGCAGCAACAAGCAUACCUGUGGACUCUCUUCCCUCACCCACAGCUGAACCUCAGUCUGUCCCAGCACCAGACACUGCAAGUGAAGUGCUCCAAGUAUCAGCACCUCUGGACCAGAAACCCUGUCCAUCUUUGUCACCUCCUGCUCAAACCCAGGUGGUGAAAGUGGACGUAGAGAGCGAGGAGAUCCAGCCAGAGUCAGAUGUGAAGCCUGCCAGACAUAGACCGAAAAAGGGGAAAGAGGGCAAUGAGACUCCUGGCGAUCAGAGAAGGAGAAGAAGAGGGAUGGCUUCCAAGGAGAAGCUGGACACCCAGGCAAGCAGCAGGGGAAAUAUCAGCCCAUAUGGAAUAUUAUCAGAUGCCAGGAGUAACUUAUUUGCUCCUUACAUACAUGUGGAGAAAAAGAUAGCAGAGAUUGGGGCUGUAUGUACAAUCAUUAACGCAGAUGAUGAAAAAUCAAAAGGUGGAGGCAAAACUGGUCACUUAGGGGUUGAUGGCCAAUUAAAUACUCCUCUGUCAUCUCAACAUGUGAGAAAUGAAAAUGAAAGAACAAAAGAAAACUGGGUUUCAGAGCCUGUUGAUUCUGCCUUGCAGUCAGGGAAGACACUUCCUACAUCUGAAUAUGUUCUGUCAGGGCCUGUGUUAUCAGAGACUGGACAUACUGGUCGCCUCCUAUGCUGCCUUUGCCAGAAAUGGGCCAACUACAAACAUCUCGGGGAUCUUUAUGGUCCUUUUUACCCAGCUGAGUAUGCGGCCAAGCUCCCUAAGAAUCAACCUCAAGUCCGACAAACCUUGUCCAACCAUGGGGCAUCUACAACAGGUUUCAGUAUGACAUCCGUUCCAAUAGAAACUACUCCCCAGGAUACAAGAUUUCAGGACUCUCAGAAUAUCAAGUCAUCUACAGAUAGUGAUUGCACAGUAAGUCAGGCGACAAACUCAACAUCUCCAGCCACCACCAUUGGCACUGUCUCGCCCAGCAUGGGUGAAGAAAUGCCUUUCCAGAAUGUUAAGAUGAGCAGCUCCGCCUCAAAGGUAACGGCUCACACCUGGGAUCUGGCUGGAGAACUGACAAGCGGGCUGGGCACAUCAAAAGCUCAAGAACUGAAUGGUGAAAUUGUUUUGAAGAAGUUGCAUGUCGAAAAUACACAGCAAAGGCCCCAGCACAGAAAACUGACAUCCCAUCCACGCUUCAAACGCAGACAUAAGUCCAGUGAGGAUUUACCUCGAACUGUCCCCAUCAACAGCAAAGCAUCCCUGCCCUUCCAGCCUCCCCCACCCAGCCUGGACUCUCUGGAUCCCAUGGCCCAAAUGGCCCAGCUCCCACUUGUGCCUCUGGACCCCGAGGAGCUGUGGGUGCAUGAGGGCUGCAUCGUUUGGACCAGUGGUGUGUACCUGGUCAAUGGGAGACUGUAUGGCCUUCAGGAGGCACUAGAUGGUGCUAGAGAUACAAGCUGCUCUCAUUGUGAGAUGGUGGGCUCCACACUUGGCUGCUACAGUAAAGGCUGCACGCUGAGCUACCACUACCUUUGUGCCAUAGAAGCAGGUUGCUCUCUAAAUGAAGACAACUUUUCUCUGAGGUGUCCAAAGCACAAGAGCAACAGAAUUGGGAAGCCUGGAGCAGCGUAUCUGGAGCAGUCGGAGAGAGGAUGAACAUACACUCCACAGUCCCGCACAGAUCAGACCAGAGAUCACGCCUGACUGUGUGAGAUCCAGCCCAAGAGGGACGCCAUCAUGCUUCCAGAUGGAGUUUCCAUGGUGACCGAUGGAUACAUUUUGGAAUGUAAAGUUCAAAGACUUUCUCUAAAGAACACUAAAACUGCUAUGAAAGAGGUUUUCAUUUAUCACCUGUGCUGUGGGGAAAGGUGUCAUCACCACAGGAGGAAAGGAUCGGAGCAGAAGACCUUCCUCUGAGAUGAAGAAACGCUAACUGCCUUUCGAAACACGGAUUCAGUUCACAGAGAUGACUUUGACUUCUGAGUCCACCGUUGUCAUCUGUUACCUUUGUUCAUUCCUUCUAGUACAAACUGUGUCGUGGAGCUCUGCAUUGGGAACAAGAGAACUGAAUGAGAGCAGGGGACCAUGUGGAAAGAAAAGAGAGAGAGGCAGUGUAUUUACACCAGUUAUAUGUAGUAUUUUAUCAUAUCUCGUAUUAUCCUUAUUUUAAACAUCACUAUUGUUUUAAUCAGUAUUUUACACUUAGAUUGAGACAGAAUUCUGAGCGUUAGAUGGAUUGUCCGUAUCACUGAUCUGACGCAGGACCAGCCAUUAUGACAUCACUGAACGCACUCGAUGACAUCAUCAUCAUCAUCGCGUGGAAUGGAAGUCCAGUUGCCACAGAGACAUUGUUGUCAUGGAGAUGCAGAUGUAUUGCCUUCGAAGGUGUGCCUGUUUGUGUGUGAAUGAGGUUUGCUUGUUUGUGUCUGGUUUUGCUCCUUUGAUAAGUGUUCUUAUUUUCCACCUCCAAGGGUUUUGUGCUAUAGAUGAGGGAAAGGACAACCAAAUGCACAUGGCUUAUUUUUGACAGGAAAAAAGCAUACAGAUGGACUGCAUCAGGAGCUGUG